UUAAUUUGCCUUAGUGAUCACGUGACAUCUCCCACCUACGCCCUAUGUACUUCUGAAACGGAACAUCGAACGCAUCUUUUGUAUACUAUUCUGUCCCAGGAUAAAUGAAUUCUGCGUUACGAGUCGUGAGCCACGAUUAACCGCAAUUAGCGUCUCUUUAGUUACUGGACGCCAUCUUCUGCCUGUGUUAACCUACAAAAAACCAAUCGAUUGUUGAGCUUAGUAAUUAGCCAUAAUGGAGUCUGCAUCUGUUAAACUUCAGAUUAAACAAGAAGACGAUGAAAUAAAUACGUUAACUGAUAGAAAUAUUUUGUCUGGAAUGAUAAAGCGGGAAACUAACGAUAUAACGAUAAAGGUUGAUUGGGAAGCUCAAACCGAAGUGCACAAUCAGAGUUUGAAAGGACACGAGAUGGACACUGAUUUAAAAUGUGCCCAGUGCAAUUACGCAGCCAGUAACGAAUCGAAUUUAGAAGCAGAUCCGUUAAAACACAAAAUUACGAAGGUUUUCAGAUGUGACCUGUGUGGCUACACGUGCGAUUAUAAAUCUCGCUUUAAAACACAUCUGCUAACACACAGUAGUACUAAGCAUUUAAAAUGUGUUCAUUGCGAUUACGCAACCAAUAAUAAAUACCGUUUUAAAGCGCAUAUGUUAACGCACAAACGGAAGACCGCCAAAUAUUUCAAAUGUGCCCAGUGUGAUUAUGCAACGGAUUUCAAGUGCCAUUUGAGAACACAUCUGUUACAACACAAGACUACGAAGGUGUUUAAAUGUGACCUGUGUGAUUUCGCAACUAACUACACAUCUAGUAUUAAAUCACAUUUGUUACGACAUCAGACCACUAACGAUUUUAAAUGUGCACUGUGCAAUUACUCAACUAAGGACAAGUAUUAUCUGAAGACCCAUCUGUUAACUCACGAGACUUUGAUGAAUUACAAGUGCGACCAGUGUGAUUUCGCGGCCAGCUCUAAGUCGAGCUUUAGAAAACAUGUGGCAAGACACAAGACUACCAAGGAUUUAAAAUGUGCCCGGUGCGAUUACGCCAGUAACAAUAAGUACGAUUUAAGGAAACACGUGCAAACACAUAAAACCGUGAAGGAUUUAAAAUGUAACCACUGCGAUUUCGCAACCAAAUAUGAUGACUGUUUGAGAAGACAUCUAUUAAGACACAAGAACUUAACUCACGGUUCGUAUACCUAAUUAAAAUUAUCUUUUAAGUUAUUUUGAUUGACUUGUUUCGUCUUAAUAAAGUACCUGUUUUUUUGGC
Molecule: messenger RNA, 1265 nt
Organism: Photinus pyralis (common eastern firefly)
Lineage: Eukaryota; Metazoa; Arthropoda; Insecta; Coleoptera; Lampyridae
Product: zinc finger protein 142-like
Exons: 2
Coding region: 236-1198 (320 amino acids)
Biological process (GO): regulation of transcription by RNA polymerase II
Molecular function (GO): RNA polymerase II transcription regulatory region sequence-specific DNA binding; DNA-binding transcription factor activity, RNA polymerase II-specific
Source: RefSeq, a predicted model, not a curated record